AAUAAAUAACUAGCCGUUACUUGACCUGUUCAUCAAAUCCCUCCACAGUAUCUCCAAAACGCACCCAUUUUUCCUCUCAAGAUUGAUUUGCUUACCAUUCUUGCUCACACACCAACGACUCUCUCUCUCUCUCUCUCUCUCUAUGGCAACAUCUGGAAACAGAUCCCCCUCCCCAAUCUCAACUAGACCAAACCUUAGCGGAACGGGUUCUAAUUCAAGAACCCCAGAAGCCAAUUCUACCAUGAGAAGGAGUUACAGUGGAAACCCAUUUGCAAAACCCUCAGUUCUCUCAAACCCUAGAGUCUUUCCUCCUCCUGUUGCCCCCGCCAACAGCCCUGCAUCAGAUCUUGGGAGAAGAAACUCCAUAAGCAAGGAAACUGGGUGUUUUUCUCGGGUUUUCGACGAAAAAGAAAACGACAAAGAUCAGAACUUUAAGCCGGCGAAAGUCCGGUCACCGGCAAUUGUGAAAGGUACUAAAAACUUCAUGACACCCACGAUUUCUGCUGCUUCCAAGAUCAACGCUUCUCCCAAAAAGAAGGUUUUGGGGGAGAGAAAUGAGCCUGUGAGGACUUCCAUCUCAUUCUCUGAUGGUAAUUCCCUGUUUGGUUCCUUGAAUAACUCUGAUCUUAAAGAAGAUGUUGAUUCAAAAGAAGAUUCAAAAGACUCAACAAUCACAAAGGUUGAGUCUUUUGAAUCCCAGAAUAUGUCAGAGUCGUAUUCCAGUGUGAAACCUGUGGAAUCAGAUAUGGGUCUUAAUCAGAAUAAUAACAAGGCUGAAGAUUCAAACAGUUCAGCUGUUAGAAAGUCCAAAAAGGUUUCAUUCCUUGAUUCUCCAUUACCUCUAACUUCGCAGAGUUUUUCGGAGUCGUUCUUUGAUAUGAACCCAUUAGAGUCUGAUUUAACUAACUCUGGGAAUGGGGGAAAGAUCAAACCUUUGGGUUCGGCAAUUUCCCCUAUCAUUGCGCCACUUGACGCGGACCCAUCUCGGCCUUAUGAUCCCAAAACCAAUUAUCUUUCCCCUAGGCCUCAGUUCCUUCACUACAAACCGAACCCGCGAAUCGAAGUUUACCUUCAGAAGGAGAAAGGGAUUGGAGGUGGUAGUAGGGAGCAAGGUAAAAGGCUAGAGGAGAGCUUCGUUUCUGAGAGCUUUUCAGACAUUGAAGUGACUUCAGAAGAAAUUGAGUCUGAGAGUUCAAAUAAAGAAUCUGAGGAUGAUUCUUCUACUGAGGCUGUGAAUGAAGUGGAGCCCCUUGUUUCUGAACCAAAGCCAAAUAGUCUCCCAUUUACUACCGACGUUGAUAAAGAGACUGUUGAAGAGAAGAGAGUGCUCAAACCAAGGUUUUUUACGAGAUCUAGGUCUGCUGCUUUGAUUUUGAUUCUCUUGAUUGGUUGUUUGUCGGUGUCCGUUAAUGAGUCCCCCCCAGUCCUUGAUUUUUCUGUUUAUAAAGACUUGAGCAUUUCCAAAUUCUAUGACCUGUCUGAAAUUGUCGAACUUUCGAAAGCAAGUUAUGAUGGUUUUGCAAGAAACUUGAAGCAGUGGUCAGCCAAUUCUGUGGUUUACCUCAUUAAGCUAAUUGGCAGUUUAGAUGAGGUGGAAAAAUUAGGCCCCGUGCAAUUUAGUAAUCUGACUUCUUUGCUAGAGGAUCCCUUCAUUGAUGGGUACCUAAAACUAGAUCACAUAAAGGAAGAGAUACAUGAGCAAGGAGGAGAGGUUGAGGAAGAACUAUUAGAAGAGGACUUCGAAAAUGGGGCUGCUGACGAAGAAGCUGAUGAUAGUGAGGAAGCAUUAGGAGUGGAUAUUGAAGAAGAAGAUCUGGCUCUAGUAACUGAAGUAGUUGAAUCUGACUCUUCAGAAUUAGUUCUGGAUCAAGAACCAAGUGAUAUUCCUUCUUUGCCCUCACAUGAUCCUGAAUUUAGGCCUGAUGUUGGGGAAAUUCUUGAAAUCAAACCUGAAAUUGCUAAUGCUGGGGAAGUCCAAGGUGCCAUAAUCGAGUCAGCCACAGCAGAGGCAAAUCCUAAAAGCCACUUGGAAAUGAGUACUCCAUUAGGGGAUGUUUCCACAUCAGUUUCUGUCAAUGGGUCUGAAAACACGUUCUCAGUGCAUUAUAUGCAGACAGUUUCUCUACUUGCUUCAGCUCUUGUGGCAGCUACAGCUAUAGCAGUGGUCUAUUUGAAGCACCGGAGGAUCACUGCUACCCCUAGUGAUGCAGUUGAUCAAUGCCUGACACAGAAGUUGAGGACUUCCACCCCACAAUCGCACAUUUGGACAGCAGAUGUUGAUAUAGUUGGAGAAUCGUGUCCAUCGGAAAUGAGCAGCUUUCAAAAUAGCAUGUCUUAUAGCAAGAAAGGAGCACUGAGGGGAGAAAAUGAAAUUCAAAGCCAGGAGACGAAACAACGGAAGGUACCUAAAAGGAGGGAGUCCUUGGCUUCAUCAUCCGAUUACUCGAUGGGUUCACCAUCUUAUGGAAGUUUCACCACAUACGAGAAAAUUCCCAUCAAGCAUAGAUCUGGAGAAGAAGAAAUAGUGACACCAGUUAGGCGCUCAAGCAGGUUUAAGAAUCAAGUCACGUCUCCAUAAUGACUGCACGGAAACCAUCCUCUUCUGCUGUUCGUUCUGCAACAUCCGAAUUUUUCUAAUUUGACAAACGCUAAUAUUUAGGUUUCUGACUUUGUAUGGAUUGAUUGACUGUUGUUUGAGUACCUAGUUCUUAAGGUACCGCUCUGCUAAUGACUAGCUUUCUGUUAUUUGUUUCCCCAUUUCUCACAUAGUGCCACUUUUCUUUGGUUAA
Messenger RNA from Rhododendron vialii, 2789 nucleotides. RefSeq lists its product as uncharacterized. Lineage: Eukaryota; Viridiplantae; Streptophyta; Magnoliopsida; Ericales; Ericaceae. The record is from RefSeq and is a predicted model, not a curated record. The coding region runs from base 143 to 2578 and encodes 811 amino acids. The transcript is spliced from 3 exons.